This is a messenger RNA of Schistosoma rodhaini, 738 nucleotides long. The record is from the annotation of a GenBank genome assembly. Lineage: Eukaryota; Metazoa; Platyhelminthes; Trematoda; Strigeidida; Schistosomatidae.
AUGAAUAUUAACAGUCUUCUUGCAACCACGUUUUUCAUUCUUUCACUUCACGCUUCAAAUGCUGCUCAUAUGAACACAAAUCUAACAGCUCCACUUACUAUUGGAAUAACAACAUUCUAUGCAAAUAAACAACCAAUAAUAAAGUCUAUAAAUCAAAUAAAUCGAUCGACUGGUCCGGUGUUGUUUAAUUUCACGGAUUCUCAGAAUAAACGUGGUGAAUGGUAUGAAAUAUCAGAAACAGUUCGAGUUGAAGAACGAUCUGAUGCCACACUUGUACAACAUGUUACAUAUAAUAAUCAAUCAUCAAUCUUCUUCUAUCCACUCAAAAUAUUACCAGAUAGAUUUGGUUCCUCUGGUGUCAAAUACAUAGUGGAUACUUGGGAUUUGUCCGAGUUUACCGACUUUUUGAUUGAUGUAAAUGGAAACAGUAAAAAUUCUAAAUUCAAAUUCACCAUCUAUGGCAAAUGUUCGAAAACAUUCGAAUGUCAAUCAUACGAGACGAAUUUCCAGAUAUCUGGAGGACGACAACAAAUAAAAUUACCAUUUCGUGCAUUUAAAGCAAAGUUUCGGGGAGCACAGUAUUCUGAUUCACUGCAUUCAUUUUUAAGACAAGUAACUCGUCUCAGGAUACAAGCAUACGUUGAUCACAAUGCUCCGAAAAACGAAUUCGGUCCAGGUUCAAUUGAAAUACACUACAUCACAGCACGCAAACUCAAACCAACUACCGACAAUUAUUGA